CCUCAGCCCACACGGCCGGCAAACGAACUAUAGCUAGCACCACACCAACCAACCAGUUAUCAAUUAAGCAGCCACUUGAGUCUUGACCAUGGGGCCCAGGCAGCUCCCCGCCGUCCUCCUCGCCUCCUGCGCCACCCUCCUGGCCCUUGCCACGCCAUUGCUCGCCGGCGACCCCGACAUGCUCCAGGACUUCUGCGUCACCGACUACAAAUCCCUCAACGGCCCAUUGCGGUUGAACGGGUUCCCGUGCAAGAGGCCGGAGAACGUUACGGCGGACGAGUUCUUCUCGGCCGCGCUGGCAUUCCCGGGCAACACCUGCAACUCGGUCGGCUCCGCGGUGACGGCGGCGAACGUGGAGAAGCUCCCGGGGCUCAACACGCUGGGCGUCUCCAUGUCCCGCGUGGACUACGCUCCGUGGGGAGUGAACCCGCCGCACACCCACCCACGUGCCACCGAGAUCAUCUACGUGCUAGAGGGCUCCCUCGACGUCGGCUUCGUCACCACCGCCGGCAAACUCUUCGCCCGCGCCGUCUGCAAGGGUGAGCUUUUCGUCUUCCCCCGCGGCCUCGUCCACUACCAGAAGAACAACGGUGGCGCGCCGGCCGCCGCAAUCUCGGCCUUCAACAGUCAGCUUCCCGGCACGCAGUCCCUUGCCCUAGCGUUGUUCGCAGCCUCACCGCCGGUGCCCACCGACGUGCUGGCCAGGGCGCUCCAGGUCGACGGCGGCGUAGUGGAGGCCAUCAAGUCCAAGUUCCCGCCAAAGUAACCAGCAUGCAUGCAUGCAUGUUGGUUGGGUCAGCUCUACUGCUGCUAAUAAUAACGAGGACCACGUAAAAGUGCAGUUUUAAUCCAUUUGCUUGUCAAUAUGUUUUGUACUAUAUUCUGAUUCUUUUGUGUCAGUUUAGUGAAGGGCCUCGUCGAUUUUACUGUUAUAACUACUGUUUUUUCUUCAUGAACUAAUGGUGAUUGAUUAUGUUUUGUACUA
This is a messenger RNA of Aegilops tauschii subsp. strangulata, 985 nucleotides long. RefSeq names its product germin-like protein 1-3. Gene Ontology annotation, molecular function: manganese ion binding. The record is from RefSeq and is a predicted model, not a curated record. NCBI's taxonomy places the organism in Eukaryota, Viridiplantae, Streptophyta, Magnoliopsida, Poales, Poaceae.